AUGUAUGCAGCAGUGGAACAUGGGCCUGUUCUUUGCAGCGAUUCCAACAUCCUCUGCCUCUCCUGGAAAGGGAGAGUCCCCAAAAGUGAGAAGGAGAAACCAGUGUGCAGGAGGCGGUACUAUGAGGAAGGCUGGUUGGCAACAGGCAAUGGCAGAGGAGUUGUAGGUGUCACUUUUACUUCCAGCCAUUGCAGGAGGGACCGGAACACCCCUCAGAGAAUCAACUUCAAUUUGAGGGGCCACAACAGCGAGGUUGUGCUGGUGAGAUGGAAUGAACCGUUCCAGAAAUUAGCAACCUGCGAUGCAGAUGGAGGAAUAUUUGUUUGGAUACAAUACGAAGGCAGAUGGUCGGUGGAGCUUGUGAAUGAUCGCGGGGCACAGGUAAGCGACUUUACAUGGAGCCAUGAUGGGACUCAAGCACUUAUCUCCUAUAGAGAUGGAUUUGUGCUGGUUGGUUCAGUCAGCGGUCAAAGACACUGGUCUUCAGAAAUAAACUUGGAGAGUCAGAUCACCUGUGGCAUAUGGACUCCAGAUGACCAACAGGUACUAUUUGGCACUGCUGAUGGGCAAGUUAUCGUCAUGGACUGCCAUGGCCGAAUGCUAGCCCACGUGCUCCUUCACGAAUCAGAUGGCAUCCUCAGCAUGUCCUGGAACUACCCUAGCUUCCUGGUGGAGGACAGCAGUGAGAGUGACACAGACUCUGACGACUAUUCCCCACCACAAGAUGGACCAGCUGCGUAUCCAGUGCCGGUGCAGAACACCAAGCCGCUACUUACUGUCAGCUUCACGUCGGGAGACAUCAGUUUAAUGAACAAUUACGAUGACUUAUCUCCUACUAUCAUCCGCUCAGGGUUGAAAGAUGUGGUGGUACAGUGGUGUACACAAGGAGACCUAUUGGCAGUGGCAGGCAUGGAGAAGCAAAGCCAGCUGGUUGACCUCAGCAACGGUUCCCUGCUGAAAAGCGCACUUGUCAAGUUCUACAAUGUGCGUGGGGAACACAUCUACACUCUGGAGACACCUGUGCAGCGUCCCAUCAUCUCCAUCUGUUGGGGUCACAGGGAUUCGCGCCUGCUGAUGGCUUCUGGACCUGCAUUGUACGUUGUCAGAGUGGAGCACAGGGUCUCCAGCCUGCAGCUGCUGUGCCAGCAGACCAUCGCUGGCUGCCUGCGGGAUGACAAGGAUAUCAGCAAACUGACCCUGCCCCCUCGGCUCUGCUCAUACCUCACCACUGCCUUUAUACCAACUAUCAAGCCUCCUAUCCCAGACCCAAACAACAUGAGAGAUUUUGUCAGCUACCCAACAGCUGGUAAUGAACGGCUUCACUGCACGAUGAAGCGGACAGAAGAUGACCCAGAGGUUGGUGGUCCAUGUUAUACUCUGUACCUGGAAUACCUUGGGGGACUGGUGCCUAUACUGAAGGGACGUCGCAUUAGCAAGUUGCGGCCGGAGUUUGUCAUCAUGGAUCCUAAAACAGAUGGAAAAGCAGAUGAAAUCUAUGGAAACAGCUUGAUUUCCACUGUGAUUGACAGCUGCAACUGCUCUGACUCCAGCGAUAUUGAACUGAGUGAUGACUGGGCAGCAAAGAAAUCUCCCAAAAUCAGUCGAGCUAGCAAAUCACCCAAACUCCCCAGAAUCAACAUAGAAGCUCGCAAAUCUCCGAAGAUGUCACGAGCUGCGCAGGAGAUAUCAAGAUCACCAAGGCUGCCAAUAAGGAAACCUUCUAUUGGUUCGCCAAGCCUAACCCGAAGAGAGUUUCCUUUAGAAGAUAUUACUCAGCACAACUAUCUUGCUCAGGUCACAUCUAAUAUCUGGGGAACCAAAUUUAAAAUUGUGGGUUUGGCUGCUUUCCUACCAACUAACCUUGGUGCAGUAAUAUAUAAAACCAGUUUGCUGCAUCUGCAGCCCAGGCAGAUGACAAUAUAUCUCCCAGAAGUGCGGAAGAUUUCAAUGGACUACAUUAACCUGCCUGUCUUUAACCCAAAUGUUUUCAGUGAAGAUGAAGAUGAUUUACCAG
Nestor notabilis (Kea) is the source of this 2014-nucleotide messenger RNA. RefSeq names its product tubby like protein 4 (gene TULP4). The record is from RefSeq and is a predicted model, not a curated record. Gene Ontology annotation, molecular function: protein binding. The transcript has 12 exons. The annotation marks the transcript as partial. Lineage: Eukaryota; Metazoa; Chordata; Aves; Psittaciformes; Psittacidae.